Messenger RNA from Lepidothrix coronata (blue-crowned manakin), 999 nucleotides. Its product is annotated as heterogeneous nuclear ribonucleoprotein M-like. The transcript is spliced from 2 exons. Gene Ontology annotation, molecular function: mRNA binding. Lineage: Eukaryota; Metazoa; Chordata; Aves; Passeriformes; Pipridae. The record is from RefSeq and is a predicted model, not a curated record. Gene Ontology annotation, cellular component: nucleus; post-mRNA release spliceosomal complex; cytoplasm. The annotation marks the transcript as partial. Gene Ontology annotation, biological process: alternative mRNA splicing, via spliceosome; regulation of mRNA stability involved in response to oxidative stress.
CCGCUGGGCAUCGACCACCUGGCGCCCAACAUGGAGCGCAUGGGCCCGGCCAUGGAGCGGAUGGGCUCGGGCAUCGAGCGCAUGGCACCGCUGGGCAUCGACCACCUGGCGCCCAACAUGGAGCGCAUGGGCCCGGCCAUGGAGCGCAUGGGCUCGGGCAUCGAGCGCAUGGCGCCGCUGGGCAUCGACCACCUGGCGCCCAACAUGGAGCGCAUGGGCCCGGCCAUGGAGCGCAUGGGCUCCGGCAUCGACCGCAUGGGCUCCGGCAUCGGCUUCGGCAUCGACCGCAUGGGCGCUGCCAUCGACCGCGUGGGCACCGCCAUGGACCGGAUGGGCUCGGGCGUGGAGCGCAUGGGCUCGGGCAUGGAGCGCAUGGGGCUGGGCAUCGAGCGCAUGGUGCCCGCCGGGAUGGGCGCGGGCAUGGGGCAGGUCCUGGAGAGGAUGCCGGCGGGGCUGGAGCGCAUCGGGGCGCCGCCCAUGGAGAGGAUGGGCCUGGAGCGCAUGGGAGCCGCCGGCAUGGAGAGGAUGGGCCUGGAGCGCCUGGGAGCCGCCAACAUGGAGAGGAUGGGCCCCCCCCUGGGGCAGGGCAUGGGAGCGGGCAUCGAGCGCAUGGGACUGGCCAUGGGCAGCAACUUCGAGAGGCCCAUGGACAUGGAGCGGGGCAACUUCGCCGGCAACUUCGCGGGACCCCUGGGAGGAGCCGGCGGCCCCGCGGCGGGGGUGGCCCGGAAAGCCUGUCAGAUCUUCGUCAGGAACCUGCCUUUUGAUUUUACAUGGAAAAUGCUGAAAGAUAAAUUUAAUGAAUGUGGUAAGUGAUUUAUUUCUCCCUGGUAAUUCCUGGGAGAAAUGAAUAGGAAUAUGUGGCCAGUUCCUAACCCAGUCAACACCUGCUUUUCCAAAGCUUUUGUCCCCUUUUCCAUCUCUGGGUUGGGUUUAUCCUGUGGAUGAAACCUAAGAGCCCCUUCCAGGGCCUAAAGGGGCUCCAGGAGAGCUGGAGGG